AUGUCAGAUUCCAACAUAACCGACUUCACCAACCCCUCCACCUUUAUUCUACUUGGUGUUCCUGGCCUGGAGGUGGCCCAUGUCUGGAUCUCCAUCCCCUUCUGUACCAUGUAUGCUUUAGCCGUCUUGGGGAACUUCACCAUCCUGUUCAUUGUGAUGAUGGAGCCGAGCCUCCAUGGGCCCAUGUACUAUUUCCUCUGUAUGUUGGCUGUCACUGACCUUGUCCUGUCCACAUCCAUCCUGCCCAAAACACUGAGCAUCUUCUGGUUCAAUUCCAGGGAAAUCGAUUUCAGUGCCUGCCUCACCCAGAUGUACUUCAUUCACUGCUUCUUACUCAUGGACUCUGGCAUCCUUGUGGCCAUGGCUUUGGAUCGUUAUGUGGCCAUCUGUGACCCCCUGAGACAUUCCACCACCUUGACAAACUCUGUGGUGGCCAACAUUGGCCUGGCCGUGGUGCUGCGCAGCGGCAUGCUUGUUCUGCCCUAUGUCCUCCUGGCGAGGCGGUGGCCAUAUUGCAGAACUAACAUCAUUCCUCACACGCACUGUGAGCACAUGGCUGUAGUGAAGCUGGCCUGCGCCGACACCCGUGUCAGUAGUUACUACGGCCUCUUUGUGAUAUUCUGUGUGAUCAGUCUGGAUGUAUUUUUUAUUGCCAUGUCCUAUAGCCAGAUCCUCAGGGCCAUCUUCAGCCUCCCUACAAGGGAUACCCGACUCAAGACUUUUGGGACUUGUGGCUCCCACCUCUGUGCCAUCUUAGUCUUUUACAUCCCUGGUCUCUUCUCCUCCCUCACGUACCGGUUUGGCCAGAGUGUACCCCUGCAUUUCCACGUUCUCAUGGCCAAUGUCUACCUCCUGGUGCCCCCCAUGCUAAACCCCAUCAUCUACGGGGUGAAGACCAAGCAGAUCCAGGACAGGCUACUCCAGCUGUUUACUCAUAAAGGGACCUAA
This is a messenger RNA of Chelonia mydas (Green sea turtle), 948 nucleotides long. RefSeq names its product olfactory receptor 52E2. The coding region runs from base 1 to 948 and encodes 315 amino acids. The record is from RefSeq and is a predicted model, not a curated record. Gene Ontology annotation, cellular component: membrane. NCBI's taxonomy places the organism in Eukaryota, Metazoa, Chordata, Testudines, Cheloniidae. Gene Ontology annotation, biological process: G protein-coupled receptor signaling pathway. Gene Ontology annotation, molecular function: olfactory receptor activity; G protein-coupled receptor activity. The transcript has a single exon.